Molecule: messenger RNA, 687 nt
Organism: Notothenia coriiceps (black rockcod)
Lineage: Eukaryota; Metazoa; Chordata; Actinopteri; Perciformes; Nototheniidae
Product: sodium-dependent neutral amino acid transporter B(0)AT1-like
Exons: 5
Coding region: 1-687 (228 amino acids)
Biological process (GO): nitrogen compound transport; sodium ion transmembrane transport; neutral amino acid transport
Cellular component (GO): apical plasma membrane; brush border membrane; plasma membrane
Molecular function (GO): neutral L-amino acid transmembrane transporter activity
Source: RefSeq, a predicted model, not a curated record
AUGAGGCUGGUACUUCCUAACCCCGGACUGGAUCUCCGGAUCCCUAGCUAUGAGGAUCUGGACAGGAUGGAUAAGGAGGAGGAUGACAGGCCCAAGUGGGACAACAAAGCCCAGUACAUCUUAACCUGUGUGGGCUUCUGCAUUGGGCUCGGCAACGUGUGGCGAUUCCCUUACUUGUGUCAAAGUCAUGGAGGAGGUGCCUUUCUGAUUCCCUACCUGAUCCUGAUGGUGCUGGAAGGAAUGCCUCUCUUGUUGCUGGAGUUUGCCAUUGGUCAGCGUCUCAGGAAAGGCAGUGUAGGAGUGUGGAGGUCCAUCAACCCUUAUCUGACAGGUGUUGGUAUAGCAUCAAUGCUGGUGUCCUUAUUGGUUGGACUUUAUUACAACACCCUAGUAGCCUGGAUCAUUUGGUAUCUCUUCAAUUCUUUUCAAAACCCGCUGCCUUGGACCCAGUGUCCUCUUAAUGAAAAUGGGACAGGAUUUGUAGCAGAGUGUGAACAGAGCUCCACUGUUGAUUAUUAUUUCUACCGAGUGACUUUGAGUAGUACCACCUCGAUAGCUGACUCUGGAGGAAUCAACUGGCCCAUAGUGCUGUGCCUGUUAACUGCCUGGACAAUUGUGGCAAUCUGCUGCAUAAGGGGAAUCAGCACAGCAGGAAAGCAUGUAGUCACAGCCAUCUUGCUUACAUAG